Messenger RNA from Dioscorea cayenensis subsp. rotundata (Guinea yam), 515 nucleotides. Its product is annotated as glycine-rich cell wall structural protein 2-like. Lineage: Eukaryota; Viridiplantae; Streptophyta; Magnoliopsida; Dioscoreales; Dioscoreaceae. The record is from RefSeq and is a predicted model, not a curated record. Bases 43 to 333 code for a protein of 96 amino acids. The transcript has a single exon.
CUUACAACUUCUACUUGUCUUACUACUAUUAUUAUAGUCACAAUGGCUAAGAACAAAGUGCUUUUGGUUCUUGGGUUAAUACUUCUCCUCGCCAUAGGUCUGUCCUCUGCUGAGAGGACCUUGAAUGAGGGUUACACGCCCGGUGGAGGUGAAGGUGGACAUGGUGGUGGAGGAUAUGGGAAGGGAGGUGGAGGUGGACAUGGUGGUGGAGGAUAUGGAAAGGGAGGUGGAGGUGAAGGUGGACAUGGCGGUGGAGGAUAUGGGAAGGGAGGCGGAGGAGGACAUGGUGGUGGAUAUGGCAAAGGUGGUGGAGGUGGACAUGGACAUCCUUAGAGGAAGGAUGAGUAGAUCCAUGGAUGAGGAAGAGCACUAGGAUGAGGAUGAGCAGCUCCAUGGAUUGAUAUAUAUAUAUAUAUAUAUGUUUGAGCAGUGGUUGUGUGAUAAUAUUAUUGUGUGAGUAUCAUUAUGUGAUGUGAUAAAUAAAACUACUGCUUUUAUAUAUGCUUGCUUUUGUU